Molecule: messenger RNA, 1043 nt
Organism: Chara braunii
Lineage: Eukaryota; Viridiplantae; Streptophyta; Charophyceae; Charales; Characeae
Source: the annotation of a GenBank genome assembly
CGUUUUUUGCAGAGCCUGGGCUGCAGAGCACCCUAAGCUGACCUAACACACGGUGAGUCCAGACGGUUCACCGUUAGUAUUUUCAGUGGUCCUUCGGCACGGGGGGUGGAGCGACUAUGACGAAUGGAGGCUACCGUGGAUUUGGUAGCGAUCAUGAUCGUGAUCAGUACCCGGAUAAUCGUCGUGACUUUGGGCGUGAUGACCACCGUGAGCAUAGCCAUGAUGUGCGAGGCGACUGUGCGAGGGAGUACGAGCGGGGUCCGACAUACGAGAGAAGCCAAGACUAUCGGGAUCAACCUAGGAGGGCAGCUCCUGUUUGCUUUGAGUGCGGAGAACCUGGACAUUAUCGUAAUCAAUGUCCCAGGUUGACGGGGGAAGGUAGCUCGAGGGCAGGCAUGACACCCGGCCGCUCGCUGUCUCCAAAUAGACAACCUUCGGCGCAUGGGAGACGCUCUACGUCGGAGGAUACAACCGUUAAACAACAGUUGGAAGAGCUCGCUGGUUCACUGGCGAGUAUGAAAGAGCACUUCGACCGAGAACAGGCGAAGAAGGACGAAAAGGCUAAGCGGAAGCAUGAGAAGAAGGAGAAGGAGGAACGUGAGAAGGAGGAGCGCUUUGCUGCGAAGCGCUGCAAGGUCGAGGAGGUACUCUCCGAGGCGGAAUCUUACGAGUCUGAGAGCAGUGACGUCGAAGCUUUGAGCGACCUGGCGGAAAAACUGACGAUCCACGAGAAGCGCAAACGCGCCCCCGGAGAAGUGGUGGGCGAUAGCCCUCCCAUGGAGACACCGGCGAAGCGCUCCGGCAAACGUGGGGAACUGGAUCCCCAAUGGCUUACCAAGCGGCUACAGCUGAGCUCCCGCCGACCACCUCUCAAAAAGACGCCUACGAGGAAGACUCCGAGGAAGACGCCGCGAUGUAGCGUGCUGGACCGAUGGGGAAGCUUAGGUUCGUUACGGAGAACCUGAAGAUACUCGGCAAUAUGACGAUGGACCAGCUAAAGGAGAUUUGCCGUUUGGAAGACGUUUAGUAUGAGUCUAACAAGA